Molecule: messenger RNA, 1749 nt
Organism: Patella vulgata (common limpet)
Lineage: Eukaryota; Metazoa; Mollusca; Gastropoda; Patellidae
Exons: 6
Coding region: 57-1118 (353 amino acids)
Source: RefSeq, a predicted model, not a curated record
GUGACAAUGGUAGCUAGAGGUAUUUUCCUUCCUGGUUUAAAUGAUAGAAAGCAGGUAUGCAUACGACUGCUUACCCGAAUUUGUUCUUAUUGUUUACAUCAAUAUCAGUUUUAGUGUUAGCCUUAGGAAAGAGGUGUCCAAGUAACGGAGUUCCUGUGAUCAACAUGUGUAGCAAUGAAGUAAAAACGGUAUCUAGAGUAUUGUUAGAUAUAAAUAUAAAACUUGAAGAAAAUAUCAACAACUGUACCUGUAUACUACAAUUCAUACAACCUGAUACAGAACAGACUUACCCUGUUGCCUUUACUCCUUUCUAUCCAGACAACUACUGGUGUGAUUAUAGUUUAACUGUGGCAAAUGGAAGACUAAGAGGAACAUAUGGUUGUACACAGGAACAACCAGUAACAUAUUUUGAAUUAAAACCAAGAGAAACAGUGGAUAUGUUAUUAAAGAAAAAAUACAACCAUAGUGAUCAAGUUAUUACCAGAUGUAUUAAUAUUCAAUCAGGUGCUGAUAGUUUUUUUACUGUAUCCUGUUCAUUACCCAACAAUCAGUCACCACCGACAGUAACCACGACCUCUACUAUCACUGAUGUAUAUAAAACACCCUCACAUGGACCCAAGACAGACAGCAAUACACAAGAAAAACAGGUUGGCGCUAUUAUUGGUGGAGUGUUAGGUGUUAUAUUGGUCAUUGGUGGCGUUGUACUCGCUAUAUUAGUUUGGAGGUGUUAUAGAGCUAAAAUACCAGAAGAAGAUACAACAUAUUCUUCUUUAGAUCUACAAAAUAAUAUCAAUCCAGCGGACGUGACGUAUCAAGGUCUUCAAACUAAUCUUUCUUCAAACGAACCCGCGGUAACUACCGUUGAAGUUUGUGAAAAUCGUUCGACUAAUCAAGUAUUCUCUACCGAGGAAAACCGUGAAAGUCUUGCUUCAAAUCAGCCAACAUCUAUAAGUCAAAUUAACAAUAAUCGCAUCUCAAAUCAGCCAACAGACAACAAUCUUUCUGCUACACCAACUUAUGAAAACCAAUCUAGACACAUUAACCAAACCGAUCUAAAUCCUGAUUCAGGUGAACAAAUACUAAACCAUCAACAUUAUGAAAAUCUUACCAACACAUAAGCAUUCAGAUUAUGGACGUCUUUAGAUCAAGGCGCAUCUGUAAACUAGGGAAACAGAGCCUUGUUCGUCAUUUCAACCGAAGUCCAAGGAUUAAACCAAUGACAAUCUGACUUUAUAUGAAGAACUUCUAAAUCUUCCAGAUUUUGAACAUUUUAAUUUAAAACAAUCAGCAACAAUAGACCAUGAAUAUUAAGAACAUCUUACUUUAAACCAAUCAGCAACAAUAUACAGUGACUAUAAAUGUUUCCCAUAAACUUUUACAACUUAACAAAAAUCUUCUUGUAACCCAACUUAUAAUUAUUAUUUCGGGUAUUAUCACCCUUUAGAAAAUUAUUGUUAUUUUAUUCUGGGCAUUAGUCCACUAAAAAUGAACUGCAACAAAAUAUGAUUGCCAGAUUGUAUCGGCCAUGACUCCAACUUGCCUCCAACAAACUCGGUUCUUAAUACAUACUGUGUAUAGUUUGCCAGAUAUUUUAUACCGAUACUCCUGAAAAUCUUAUUUUAGAUGACCCUAUAUUAAAGCCAUACUUGAAACCAACUAGCUGAAAAACUUUGAAAUAAUUUUGCUAUAUCCCAUCUUUUGCUUAACAACACUGUAAAAAUUGUGAGCAAUAAAAUAAAAUAUGUGUUA